Messenger RNA from Sclerotinia borealis F-4128, 3522 nucleotides. NCBI's taxonomy places the organism in Eukaryota, Fungi, Ascomycota, Leotiomycetes, Helotiales, Sclerotiniaceae. The record is from the annotation of a GenBank genome assembly.
AUGAACAACAACGAUGAGGAGGCUCUCAGCUCCGUCUACAAAAAGAUACAGCGCGAACGUGCUCUCCUCAAUGCAGCAAAUCAAAUGAGGCAGCAGACUCAAAAUGAGCAAGUCAGGGCUAGGCUAGAUAUUCAAAUGCGCGAUGGUCGUCGAAACAUUUCAUACUUGGAGGAGCGCAUGAAAGAAUUACAAGUGCGGACGGAAGGUCGAACAAGUAGUGCGGGGAGUAGUGGCGGCCCUGGCCGCCCAGCCAGUAGCGGUCUACGUGACGAUCGAGGUGGUCCGCCGCCAACUCCGCCGCCCAAGGAUGCCAGAGGAAUUCCUAUCGAGACGGGGGAUCAGGCCGGGUAUGGUACUCAAGAAUACAGUCAGAUUGGUGGACAUGGUGAUAUGAUGCCACCGAGAAAUCCUUUCGCGCCUCCUGCACCUGGUUCGGGAAUGCCUAGAUCACGUCCUAAUUAUACCAAACUUGAUCUCAUCAAAUAUGAUACCCCUUAUCUCGGACCCCGCAUUCAGCUUAUGCUUUCACAAUUGGAAUUUAAGCUCAACGUCGAGAAACAAUAUUUGAAGGGCAUUGAGAAGAUGGUGCAAUUAUAUCAUUUGGAGGGUGAUAGAAAAAGUAAAGCAGAUGCUGCUGCUCGUCGGGUUGAGAGUAACCAAAAAAUUCAGAUCCUCAAACAGGCUUUGAAGGGUUAUGAAGAUUUACAUAUAGACAUGGAGAGCUCAGCAGAUGCUCCAGAUGAUGAUAGUAUUAAUACUCCUAACAUGCGAAAACCCCUGACAGGCCAACUUGUUCUCCGUAUUCAAGCAGUUAAGGACGUCGAUCACGCAACAACUAGUAGAUUCACCAGAGGUCCGGAAACAUCUAUCGCUGUAAAGGUGGAAGAUAAUGUUGUCGCACGAACGAAAACAACUCGAACUGAUAAGUGGGAGAAUGAAAUUCAUAACAUUUAUGUGGACAAAGCGAACGAAAUCGAACUCACGGUUUACGAUAAGGCUGGCGAUCAAGCAUUACCUAUUGGUCUGUUAUGGAUCAGGAUAUCCGACAUUGUCGAAGAAAUGAGACGGAAAAGAAUCGAGGCCGAGAUCAACAACUCGGGGUGGGUUUCUGCCGACCGUAUGGCUAGUGGUGGCGCCCCACCAGCACAAUUUCCAAUGAGCUCUGGUGGCACAAGUCAAUUUGGGCCACCCCCAGGAAGCGCGGGAGCUGGAAUACAACCAGCUGGAGGAAACGAUUUCGGCGGAGGUGGAAAUGUAGUGGCGGCACCACAACCAAUUGAUGCGUGGUUUGCCCUUGAGCCUAGCGGUGCCGUGAAUCUGAACAUCUCUUUCACGAAGCAGACUAAAGAUCGAAAACCAUUUGACCUUGCCCUGGGUCGAAAGGGUGCCAUUCGUCAAAAAAAGGAAGAGGUUCACGAGAUGUAUGGGCACAAAUUCAUCUCACAACAAUUCUACAACAUUAUGCGAUGUGCACUUUGCGGAGACUUUCUCACAUAUACUGCUGGUAUGCAGUGCGAGGACUGCAAAUAUACUUGUCAUACAAAGUGUUUCUCACAAGUUGUGACUAAGUGUAUCAGCAAAUCUAAUGCGGAGACCGAUCCGGACGAGGAAAAGAUCAAUCACCGUAUUCCGCAUCGUUUCGAAAAGUUCAACAAUAUGAGUGCGAAUUGGUGUUGUCAUUGUGGAUAUGUUCUACCAUUUGGAAAGAAAAAUUGUCGCAAAUGCACAGAAUGUAAUCUCACAUGCCAUGCACAUUGUGUACAUCUUGUCCCGGAUUUCUGUGGUAUGUCUAUGGCGGUCGCGAACGUCAUUCUAGAUGGUAUUAGACAUCAAAAGCGUCGACAAACGACACCUGUUGCUAUGAGCGGAAAAACCUUGAGAGAGAAAAAACCGGAGCAAGGAGUAAUGCCAAUUGAUCAACGUAACUCCUAUGGAUCACCUGAGUCUUCUCGACCUCCUAGAGCACAAUCCUAUGGAGCGCCUAGCUCUAGUGAUGCUACCGAAGCUGCCAAGGCAAUGUAUGCACAGAGUAAUACUUCACCACAACAACGACCAGCAGGACCAGAUCGAACAUCCACCUCAUCAAGUGCUACAGCUGCCGCUGCUGCCGCGAUGGGUAGUAGACAACCAAUACCCACGAAGGACCAAUAUUCGCGAACUUCUUCCGAUUAUACUCAAGCUACAGCUGAAGCUCGUCGAGGCUCAGCUGGUUAUGCACAAAGCCUUGAUACACAUAGCGAAGAUAGCCCCUAUGGUGCUCCCCAAAAAGCACAAAUGCCCACACAACCAAGUUACAAUCCUGCAGCAUAUGCAAAUGUUGACAGUGGUUAUUCUCAACCGAUGCCGCAACUUCAACCUUCGACACUCCCACCUCCUCCACCAUCCGCCACAAUGUUUGCACCCCCUUCACAAGCGCCUCUUCCAAAUAUCCCAUUACCUGCGCAACCUGGUUCACAGCAGGUUGUACCCCAGCAGCAACAACGCAAACAAGCUCCUGCAGCAAACGAACCAGGCACUGGACGUCGUAUUGGCCUCGAUCAUUUUAACUUUCUUGCGGUUCUUGGUAAGGGUAAUUUCGGUAAGGUCAUGCUUGCUGAAACUAAGCAAACCAAACAACUUUAUGCUAUCAAGGUGUUGAAGAAAGAGUUCAUCAUCGAGAACGAUGAGGUUGAAAGUACUCGAUCUGAAAAGAGAGUAUUCUUGGUCGCCAAUAAGGAAAAUCAUCCUUUCCUAUUGAAUCUUCAUGCUUGUUUCCAAACAGAAACAAGAGUAUACUUUGUUAUGGAGUAUAUUAGUGGUGGUGAUCUUAUGUUGCAUAUCCAGCGAGGACAAUUCGGAACCAAGCGUGCACAGUUUUAUGCUGCUGAGGUGUGCUUGGCGUUAAAAUACUUCCAUGAGAAUGGUGUCGUUUAUCGUGAUUUGAAAUUGGACAACAUUCUGUUGACACUCGAUGGUCACAUUAAAGUUGCCGAUUAUGGUCUAUGUAAGGAAGAAAUGUGGUAUGGUUCGACAACAAGUACUUUCUGUGGUACUCCGGAAUUCAUGGCUCCAGAGAUUCUACUGGAUAAAAAAUACGGUCGAGCAGUUGAUUGGUGGGCGUUCGGUGUUCUUAUCUACCAAAUGCUUCUCCAACAAUCGCCGUUCAGAGGAGAGGAUGAAGACGAGAUUUACGAUGCCAUUCUUGCGGAUGAACCAUUAUACCCAAUUCAUAUGCCUCGUGAUUCAGUGUCGAUAUUACAAAAGCUAUUGACACGUGAGCCCGAAAGUAGACUAGGAAGUGGACCGACGGAUGCACAAGAAAUCAUGAGUCAACCAUUUUUCAGAAGUAUCAACUGGGACGAUGUUUAUCACAAGAGAAUCGCACCACCUUUCCAACCUACUAUUACCAACGCUACCGACACUAGCAAUUUCGAUUCUGAGUUCACCAGUGUCACACCUGUUCUGACACCAGUGCAGUCUGUCUUAUCUCAAGCUAUGCAAGAAGAGUUCCGUGGUUUCUCAUAUUCGGCCGAUUUUGUCUGA